This is a messenger RNA of Toxorhynchites rutilus septentrionalis, 1865 nucleotides long. RefSeq names its product beta-1,3-galactosyltransferase brn. Lineage: Eukaryota; Metazoa; Arthropoda; Insecta; Diptera; Culicidae. Gene Ontology annotation, molecular function: hexosyltransferase activity; UDP-glycosyltransferase activity. The coding region runs from base 290 to 1477 and encodes 395 amino acids. The transcript has 3 exons. The record is from RefSeq and is a predicted model, not a curated record. Gene Ontology annotation, cellular component: membrane.
UGUACUGUCACAAAAUAUUAGGCAAAAUAAAAACAAAUUGCAAAUUUAUGUUCGGCCUUUCAAAUCCAUAGGUGUUUUUGUGUUAUUUUUCAUGUCUCAAUCAAUUGCUAUGUAACCAGAUAUUAAAGAUUGAUUCAACAGGACUCCUCUAGAUCGAUUACGAAUUUGCUCUCUGUUUUGCAACUAAUAGAAUUAACGAAUUAUGUAAGCUUCAAAUACCAACACCAGAACAACAGAAACGUGUUCGAAGCAAGUUUGUUCUAUAUUGUCAAAACAUCACAGCCUGAAAAUGCUUCCACGAAUUUGUAUAAAGUUUAAGCUGAAAUACAUCGUAUCGUUAGCAAUCACAGUUCUGCUGUUGGAAUACUUUGGCGCAUUUACUCACGUCUUCGAGGAAGAUUUUGACCGUACCUUCAAGUAUCCAAUGGAGGGAGAUGUCCUGUCCUAUGUUUAUCAGUUGAGACAUGGUCAACAGCCUGCGGUUGAGCCAAUUAACGUUUAUAACUAUUCGUUCAUCAACGACUGUCAACAUAAGUGCAAAGAAGACGAAAGGAUGAUCGCACCUCGACUUGUGUUCAUCAUCAAAUCUGCCAUAGAACACUUCGAUCGUCGGGUGGCCAUUCGGAAAAGUUGGGGAUGGGAGAAAAGGUUUUCCGAUGUAAAAAUUCGUACGGUUUUUGUUCUUGGUCGUCCCGCCGUACCAAACCGCCGACUUCAGUCGUUAAUUGAUCUCGAGUAUGCCAACUAUAGGGACAUUGUUCAGGCGGACUUUGUCGAUGCUUAUUUCAAUAACACCAUCAAAACGAUGAUGGGUUUCCGCUGGGCCGUUAGCUACUGCCCUCGUGCCAAGUUUUAUAUGUUUGCCGAUGAUGAUUUUUACAUUUCGUCUAAAAAUUUGCUCAAGUACGUGCGUAAUCCGGUCAAUUAUCCGGAAUAUCUGGAGGAAACCGAUGAAGCACUGCGUAAGCUUGCCCGUAGACUGAGUCAAACGACAGAUAAUGCUAAUAGUUCCGGCCUGGAACCAAUUCGAUCUAACCUCACGAAACGAUCAAAGCGACAGAUUUUAAAUAUGGAGAUGGAGCUACCCAACGAUGUGAAACUGUUUUCCGGUUUCGUGUUUCGCUCGGCGCCCCAUCGGCACAGGAGCAGCAAAUGGUACGUCUCACUCGAAGAGUAUCCGUGGCAUAUGUGGCCAACCUAUGUGACCGCUGGCGCUUUUCUGCUCUCCCACGAAGCCCUCUUCGAGAUGUACUACGUUAGCAUGUAUACGAAACAUUUCAGAUUUGAUGACAUUUAUAUGGGCAUAGUGGCGCUGAAAGCCGGGAUUGAACCUCUGCACUCGGAGGAGUUCUACUUUCAUAAGGCUGCGUAUCUAGGUCCCCAGAGUUACAAGUAUGUACUGGCCACUCACGGGUACGAUAAUCCAGACGAACUGAUCAAGAUAUGGAACGAAAUUCGUGCCGCCGGAUACGCAUAGAGCUGGUGAAUAAUAGCAUUUAUAGUUUGAGGCCAAAUGAGAAUUGAUUUAUCAGUUUUUUGCAACCAUAGCAAAGGAGAAGUUCUGACCACACUUGCAUACAAUUAUAUUCAAUAAUCAAUGAAAAGACUACUCGAUAACUAGUUCUCUCAUUCAUUAAGUAAUUGUAGGACAGUUAUUUACAGUAGGGAAAAAUAGUAGAAGCGGUUCCUUUGCAGCUGUCAUAACAAAAGUCAGUUUUUAGACUUCUCUCAGACUGAUGUGUGAUAACCAGGUUGAUCUUAGGGAAGACUUUAGCAGUUACGGAUAGAAAGAAAUAAUUUUCUGAGGUUCUUACCAAAUAUUUGUAGUAUUUAUUAUUCCUAAUUAAAAACGUUUAUUGCUAUCA